This is a messenger RNA of Macrosiphum euphorbiae (potato aphid), 264 nucleotides long. Lineage: Eukaryota; Metazoa; Arthropoda; Insecta; Hemiptera; Aphididae. The record is from the annotation of a GenBank genome assembly.
AUGAAAAAUAAAUUAUAUGAUGUUAAGAUAUUCUUCAAAGACAAGAAUAUUGAUCAUGCCAGUUGUACAUGUCCAACAGGUUUGACAAAAUGUCAUCAUAUGGUUUCACUUCUUUUACAUGGGCAUACAAAUAUAUCAGUGACUAAUAUAGCAUGGAGCUGGAAAAAAAAAUGUGCAAAAGAAAAUGAAGAAGUAAUGAUUAUUGAUGAUAUGUAUUCCAAUAAAUUUAAAGCUGUUACUGAUACCCAUAAUAUUGAUGAUUAA